AUGGCACCAAAAUACAUCAAGCGGGUGACGCUCUUCAAGAUCCCCAAAGAAGACGACACCGAAGCCGUGCUCGCGGAAUAUGAUAUUCUCAGAAAGACUGCUGAAAAGGAUGGCAAACCAUAUAUCGUCGCCAACGAAGCACGACGCAUCGAAAACGCCGCCGAAGAACGUGCUCAGGGCUACACGUUGAUCUCCAUCACGACAUUCAAGUCAAAGGAAGAUUACGACUACUACGACAAGCAGUGUGCUGCACAUGCCAAGCUACGGGAGUUCGCUACCUCUAGACGCACUGGAUUUGCGACCUUGCAAUUGGAGAGUGAUUUGGGUGUCGGCCCUUGA
This is a messenger RNA of Exophiala bonariae, 339 nucleotides long. RefSeq lists its product as uncharacterized. The record is from RefSeq and is a predicted model, not a curated record. NCBI's taxonomy places the organism in Eukaryota, Fungi, Ascomycota, Eurotiomycetes, Chaetothyriales, Herpotrichiellaceae. The transcript is spliced from 2 exons. Bases 1 to 339 code for a protein of 112 amino acids.